CGCACGGUCUCCCCAGGGGACUCUACCAGGCCAUGUCCCCCGCCGUCCUCCCUGCCCGCGCGCCGGGCGACAGGUGCUGCGGGCGCCGCCGCUCGCCGCGAAAUGCGAACUACCUGGGCAGGAAGACAGAAAGGAUUGUGUUGUAAAGAGGUGUCACAAUGCCCCUGGCCUCAUAAAAGUUCUACUCACCUUGGCACUCCAAGUAUCUUCCCAAGAGACUCUGAGUGACCCUGGAGCCCCUGACCACCAGAAGUUCCAUCUCACAUCAAGAAACGCCCUGGUCAAAGAUGUGCAAGGACUCACAUAAAUCCUUUGUACCCAGCCAUGGGCCAAAGAUACCAUCAUGCAAAAAAGUGAAGCCUCCACGCCCGCCCCUGUCCUGGAUGUGGAAGCAGGACCAUGAGCAGUCUCUAGCGGCAGCCUAUGUGCCUGUCGUGCUGGACCCUACGGGGAAGAACCCAGACAAACUCACCUUCAAUUUCUAUACCUCCCAGUAUUCCAACUCCCUGAACCCCUUCUAUACCUUGCAGAAGCCCACCUGUGGCUACCUGUACCGCCGGGACACCGACCAUACCCGCAAGCGCUUUGACGUGCCUCCUGCCAACCUGGUCUUGUGGCGCUCCUAGGCCAAUGCCAGCCAGAAUCCCCUCACCCUGCAUCUUGGCUGCUGUGACUGUGGGUCCCAGAGGGGAGAGCUGCUCACAGCAGGAGGAAUGACCUGUACCCAGGCUAGGAGAGCUGUGCCACGGCCCCUGUAGACAAUGGCAAAGGGAGGUCUCUCUUCUUAGUUACAAUUAAAG
This is a messenger RNA of Nycticebus coucang (slow loris), 800 nucleotides long. RefSeq names its product GUCA1A neighbor (gene CIMIP3). Lineage: Eukaryota; Metazoa; Chordata; Mammalia; Primates; Lorisidae. The transcript is spliced from 3 exons. The coding region runs from base 288 to 626 and encodes 112 amino acids. The record is from RefSeq and is a predicted model, not a curated record.